This is a messenger RNA of Salarias fasciatus (jewelled blenny), 2460 nucleotides long. It is a transcript of the gene adra2b, whose product is annotated as adrenoceptor alpha 2B. The transcript is spliced from 4 exons. The record is from RefSeq and is a predicted model, not a curated record. Gene Ontology annotation, molecular function: epinephrine binding; alpha2-adrenergic receptor activity. The coding region runs from base 134 to 1705 and encodes 523 amino acids. Gene Ontology annotation, cellular component: plasma membrane. Gene Ontology annotation, biological process: G protein-coupled receptor signaling pathway. NCBI's taxonomy places the organism in Eukaryota, Metazoa, Chordata, Actinopteri, Blenniiformes, Blenniidae.
AUCACUCGGGACUGUUUGUGCGCUUAAAAUGGACUUGGAUGAACUGCCGUGGAGGGUGCAAGGGAGCUAACAUUUGGAAACGUCUGAGUGACACAUCUAGAAGAAUUGAGACGUCUAGAAAGAGCCUCCCAGCAUGGCGUCUGUUGUGGACAGUGGCUGCUCCAUGGAGCUGAACGGCUGGAACAGCAGCGCGAGCAGCUCCGGAGCCUCCGUGCCCUGCAACCAGAGCGUCCUGAAGCUCGCCCCUUACUCCCCCGAAGCCACGGCAGCCUUUGCCACCGCCAUAACCUUGAUGGUUGUCUUCACCAUCGUGGGUAACAUCAUGGUCAUCAUCGCGGUCCUGACCAGCCGGUCGCUCCGGGGUCCACAGAAUCUGUUCCUGGUGUCACUGGCUGCUGCUGACAUCUUAGUGGCCACGCUGAUCAUCCCCUUCUCCCUGGCCAAUGAACUGCUUGGCUUCUGGUACUUCAAGUCUCUGUGGUGCGAGAUCUACCUGGCGCUGGAUGUGCUGUUUUGCACUUCUUCCAUUGUGCACCUGUGCGCCAUCUCACUGGACCGCUACCUGUCAAUCUCCAGAGUUACUUACGGCCGUCAGCGGACUCCCAGACGCAUCAAAGCGGCUAUUGUUGUAGUGUGGCUCAUCUCCGCCGUCAUCUCCUUCCCUCCCCUGCUCUCCCUGAACAAAAGUGAGGCGAGCGACCAGGGGACCGAGAGGGGACCUCAGUGCGAGCUGAACGGGGAGAGCUGGUACAUCCUUUACUCCACCAUCGGCUCCUUCUUCGCCCCCUGCCUCAUCAUGAUUCUGGUCUACAUAAGAAUUUACCAAAUCGCAAAGCAGAGAACGCGGUGCCCGCCGGGAGAGCCCAGGAAAGAGGGGGUCGGCUGUGCAACGCCAAGUCAGCCCCCACGACACCUUCAGGCCAAUGGGAAGAACGAUGAAGAGAGCACGCCCCCUUCGUCCAACAAAACCUCAAAUGCAAGACCCCCCACCCUCGCUAUCACUCCAUCUCCGUCCCCUGGAGAGUCCCAGACCACUGAAAACCCCAACGCCAAUAAUCUCCUGCAACCUCCAUCCCCAUCUAAAGCCACGUCCCCUGUCACAAGCGCCCACGAUGCUCCUCACGGCCCCCCGACGCCCUCCUCCGUACCUGCCCCCAAGACUAAAGAGGAGGGCAAGAAGGGGAAGCGUCAGAGGGGGAAAAAGGCCGACAACAACAACGGGGACAGCUCGAGCACAGAGAGCGACAUGGAGCACAGCCAUGGAGGAGGCCGCGGCAGCACCAGCAUGCCGGGGUCACCUGCCGGAGGGGGGAUCCACUCCCCCGCCUCAGUCAAGCGCUACCGGGACAUGAUCGCCACUUCAAAGGGCGCCCGGCUAGUGCCGGGGAGGAAGUCGAAAACAGACAACAACCCUGGAGCGGCGAGGCGUAAAGCGAUGGUCAACAGAGAGAAGCGCUUCACUUUCGUCCUGGCGGUGGUCAUUGGCGUGUUCGUGGUGUGCUGGUUCCCCUUCUUCUUCUCCUACUCCCUGCAAGCAGUGUGCCCAGAUACCUGCAUCAUCCCAGAGCCACUCUUUAAGUUUUUCUUCUGGAUUGGUUACUGUAACUCUUCACUCAACCCAGUUAUAUACACCAUUUUUAACAAAGACUUCAGAAAAGCUUUCAAAAAGAUUCUCUGCAGAAACACCAAGGGUACCUUCUUUUAGCAUUUAAAACUAGCAAAAUGGACCCACAGUGAAACAACAAUGCUAUUUCUGAGGCAUACAGAAACAAUCUUUUCCAUUUUUUUUUCAAUCACUCAAAGGGCUGUUUAAAAAAGAAAAUAUGUUGAACUGUGGAAAUUUCAGCAUAAAAUUUGAACUGAGACUCACUUUUACAGCCACAGUGUGCGAACAGGCAACUUGGACUGUGAAAUUCCCACUUGCGGCUGAGAGGACCACAUUUUUACAGGGAGCGUGGCGAAACCUGGACACGAGAAGGAGACUGAGAGCGACUUUUACUGAAAUGCUUAGUACUUCAAUACUGAUGACGAGACUGCAACGUUUUACCUUCAAAUUACACUGAUUAAUGGAUAAUGCUGGACAGCACAGUGGUACAUAAUCAGAAAAAGAUACACAAAAAAACUGACUGAAGUAUACGUACAUAUAAAUAUAUACAAUGUUGUGCUUUCACAAAGACACUAAAGGACUGAUGGGGAAAGAAGGAGAAGUGGCCUUAGUUUCUGAGGAGCCUAGGGCCCUUUCUUUAUCAUUACAGAGCACAAGGAGCACACAAGGUUAGUGGUGAUUUCUUACGUCUGCAGUCUUAAUUUGUCCAGCUGCAGGGCAAACAUGUGUUUCUUGGCUUUUAUCUAACUGUGCAACAACAAGAGGAGGUUUUUGAUGAUCUCAAGUGUGAUAGCACAAACAAGGGCACCCUUUCAGUCUUGUGGAGUUUCUUAUUAUUCUUGUGUGUGUGUGUG